Molecule: messenger RNA, 1803 nt
Organism: Schistosoma bovis
Lineage: Eukaryota; Metazoa; Platyhelminthes; Trematoda; Strigeidida; Schistosomatidae
Source: the annotation of a GenBank genome assembly
GGCAACUCUGCAUGCUUCCCUAGUUCUCAGUAGUACCUGGCUAGACGUGAUUCGCUACAGGGUCAAUGGGGAUACUUGAUAAAAUCGCCGAUAUUGAGAAUGAAAUCGCAAGGACGCAGAAAAAUAAAGCGACGGAGUAUCAUCUCGGUUUACUGAAAGCUAAGCUCGCCAAGUACCGUUCUCAACUACUGGAGACACAAAACAAAGCUACCAAGGGUGAAGGAUUUGAUGUUAUGAAAUCAGGCGAUGCUCGGGUAUCACUAAUUGGCUUUCCGUCUGUCGGGAAGUCCACUCUCCUAAAUUCUUUGACUUCUACACACAGUGAAUGUGCAUCAUAUGAGUUCACAACUUUGACAUGCAUACCGGGUGUUAUUGAGUAUAAAGGCGCUAACAUCCAGUUACUGGAUCUUCCAGGAAUAAUAGAAGGGGCGUCACAAGGAAAAGGGCGGGGGCGCCAGGUGAUUGCUGUUGCCCGAACGGCUGACCUCGUACUUAUGAUGCUUGAUGCCACCAAGCCGGACGUCCACCGAAAGUUACUUGAAAACGAACUAGAAGCUGUGGGUAUUCGAUUGAAUAAAAACAAACCAAAUAUUUAUUUCAAGCAAAAGAAGACAGGUGGAUUAAAAAUCACAUCAAUGGUUCCCUUAACAAAGAUAAACGAGAAAAUGACUCAAAUGAUACUGCAGGAAUAUAAAAUAUUUAAUGCAGAAGUCAUCUUUCGAGAAGAUUCUACACCGGAUGAAUUUAUUGAUGUAGUAGUUGGCGGUCGAGUAUAUCUGGCUUGUCUUUACGUGUAUAAUAAAAUUGACCAAAUAUCACUUCAAGAAGUUGACAGAUUAGCAAGACAGCCUCAUUCAGUUGUUGUUAGUUGCAAUCUAAAACUGAAUUUGGAUUACCUGCUAGAAAAACUUUGGGACUAUUUAAAUUUAAUUCAAGUAUUCACUAAAAAACGUGGACAAAAACCAGAUCUUGAUGAAGGAAUUAUUUUACGAAACGGUUCAACAGUUGAACACAUUUGCCAUUCAAUUCACAGAUCUUUAGCAUCACAGUGUAAAUGUGCUCUUGUGUGGGUAAGAAUAGUCGAAAUUCCAGUGUUUACUUUGUCAUUUAUUGAGUGGAUAAAUUCACAUAUUUUAUUUGUCAUAAAAAACCAAUUUUUUAUUAGUCAUCUAUUUUCAAUGGUAUAUAAUAGCCGAAAUUUAAGAAGCCUAAAUUGUCUUAAAGUUUUUUGAAAAUGUUUGUAGCUCAACCUGUAAAUAUUUGUUUCUUUCAAAUAAAAUAACAUGAACUGUACUGAAGAGUUUCACUCCAAACACGUAAAACCGAUGAUAAUGAAAACGAAAUACCUGAAUAAAAUAAUUAAUUAUUUAGAAUCUAAGGAAAGGCUUAAUGCAUCACUAUGCAUGGUAAUUUGUUGACUAUAUCUAGAGACAAACUGUAGAUUUAACACUUCGAUGAACCGGACAAAUUCGUAAGCAAAGAAAACUAAAGUUGAUAUAAAAAAAGCUUAUAUAAAAAAGUACAUCACUCCGUUAAACUAAUUUUUUUCCUCUUUACAUUUUUAAGGGAACAAGUGUUAAAUUCAGUCCACAACAUGUUGGAUUGAAUCACGUCUUACAUCAUCACGAUGUUGUGCAAAUUGUAAAGAAAUAAUGAUUCAGUGGAUUAAUAUUUCAGUAUGUUAUUGCAAAUUGAAUUCUCCAUGUCUUUCUUUAUUGAUGAAUAUAUUGAAUUUUUGGAUGCUAUGUAGUUUUACUGUUAUCAUAAGAGGGAACACUUUGGAUGGACGACAUUGACCUAUUU